This is a messenger RNA of Plutella xylostella (diamondback moth), 1570 nucleotides long. RefSeq lists its product as uncharacterized. NCBI's taxonomy places the organism in Eukaryota, Metazoa, Arthropoda, Insecta, Lepidoptera, Plutellidae. The record is from RefSeq and is a predicted model, not a curated record.
UCGUCCGUCGGCAGUCGCUAGCGUGCGCGAGCUGCGUGUGCGCAACCCGCGACCGUCGCUCAUUCUCCAUACCUCGAAUUAUUGACAUCUCCGUGCCGGGAAUAACAAACAGCUUCGAUGCGCGCAUAAAUAACAAGACCAUACGCGGAUAGGACGCGCGAACGUGCGCGGUUAUGUGGUCAUACCAGUUACUAGUUACAGCUUCGAGUCAGUGUUGAAAACAACUUAGAACUGCAGUGACCGGAUGAAAAGCAAAAUGCCUGGGCACGCGGGGAGCCCUUACUGGGCAGCCGUGGACUUCGACAGUGAGGGGGACGAGGAGGCGACUCCUCCACCGAACCAGAGGCUGUACCUCGACCCCUGGGACAACGAAGCCUACGGCAUGAUACCGAUGGAGCCAGAGGCGCCUCCUGAAAACUUCAACUCGUUCGCCGGCGAGCCAGUCAGUGCCAGCUUCUACUACGUGCCGACAAAGAACUAUGACUCAGAAGAAGAAAAUGUUCCCGUGAAGAGGAAAGCGAGCUUGAGCCAUGCAGAGGAGGCAGGACCAGACUAUGCCGUGUAUGGAAGGAAAGUGUCCCGCGCGAUGAUCCCAGAAAUGCACCCAGAUAUGGCGAUCUACGGCGAUCGAAUGAUCAGAGAGCGGCGCAGAUCCCUCUACAUCGAAGAGCCAGUCUACGCCCCACACCCCAUGCUGUACGAGCCGCUAUACGGGCCCAUGUUGCCGCCCCCGCCCGGCUACUUGCCGCCCCCGCCGCGGGCGCGGAUGUCGCUGCAACAUCACCCCGACUAUGCCAUGGCGCUGGGGUAUGGGAAGCAGAGGAGACACUCGAGACUGACGGACGCGUACGAGCAUCUAACGUACGACAGCCUGUCACCAGACUACGAGGACUGGGCGCGCCCGUUCCCCAAGGCCGCCCCUGACAACUUCCACCUGUCGCGCUACGGACACCUGCAGAUCGAUUACUCCUGCAGCUGGAACUCGCUGGACAGACUCAUCAGGCAUCAGUGAGGAGGUGGGAGUAGAGGGAGGUACUCUAGCUUAGUUUGAAAUUAAUUCACUUGAGCUGUCGUGCCAUGCAAUCAUGUUUAUGACGUGAGGGCAGUGGUUAGGGCGGCGGCUCGAAACUUAUUUGUUUGUAAGCUAGAGUGACUUCUGGAUCUAAGUUCACUAAGGGUUGCCUCCAGAGGCGGGAGAAUCGAGAUAAGUUGACAUUUCACCGCAAUCAACGUGGAGACACCUUCUAUGAGAGUAUUUAGAAUAGUAUCGUCGUGACUUCCUCGCCUGUGGAGACUGCCCCUAAUGUAGUGUAGCCACUACAUAGCUGUAUGAUGUUAUAGUGUUAAUACAACAAGGAAGGCAGAUAGAAUACGUAAUUGUUAUUUAAAAUACGCUAAGUAUACUCAUGGAAAUUAUAAUAUUGAAUAGAAGUGUAUAAACAUACUGCGUGACAUUAUAAACAUUUGGUGCUAAAUGAGAUUCUAUGUAUAAUUUGUUAUUUGUAAGUAAAGUAAUGACCAAAGACAAUAAAGAUUGUUUUCGUUUAAAUCAUGACUUAAUCUCACCAUU